AUGUCACAUAUGUCAAAUAAUCAACAAAAAACGGUUUGUCCAACUGAUAGAACACCUCGUAAACGAAGAGCCUCUCACGGAAUGGUUUUAAAACUUGGUCGCUCUAAUAGAAGUCGCUUUGUUUCUUCUACGUCAAUAAUAAACUUUCGCG
Dentiscutata heterogama is the source of this 151-nucleotide messenger RNA. The record is from the annotation of a GenBank genome assembly. NCBI's taxonomy places the organism in Eukaryota, Fungi, Glomeromycota, Glomeromycetes, Diversisporales, Gigasporaceae.